Rotaria sordida is the source of this 1809-nucleotide messenger RNA. The record is from the annotation of a GenBank genome assembly. Lineage: Eukaryota; Metazoa; Rotifera; Eurotatoria; Philodinida; Philodinidae.
AAUAUACAAUUAAUGAAUCAUUUUUAAAUAUGGUAAAAAUAUUUUACGAAGGAAUAUUCAUAGAUAUUCAUGUGCUUUAGAUUCGAGACAUAGAAUAUAUUUGCAGAUCUUAGUGAACUAUAUCUACUAUAUAAAGUAUUCGUAGUCGUGACGUGUUUUGAAUGUUCUUUUUAGUGAAUUUCUACUGUAAGUCUGCCAUAUUUUUUGAAUCUCGACCUGAAACUUUGUCUACAUAAACACUUCAAUUAAAGACUAGCUUGCAUGAAAAGUUUCAGAAUUUUUAGACUAAAUUUUUUCGAGGUAUGAAGGAUUCAAAUAGUACUUGCUGUAUUUACUGUCUAUAAAAAAGAGUUUAUACUUUAAAAAUUCCGUAUCUCGAAGAGACUUACGAGGAGCGGACUAAUUGCUUUCGAAUCGUGACUAUGUGUAUUAUACAAACCCUAAUGAACUAUAAAUAAUCCUGACAAGAGUUUGAGCCCUUAGUUUAUCAGUACGGAGAUACUGUUUAUGUACGGUAUUUUUUAAAUACCCCUCACGACCACGAAGAAAAUUAAUUUUCGAAUUUCGACUUGAAACUUUGCUAAGAUGUGACUAUGAUAAAAUCGCUCAUAUACACUAACAGAUUUGAUGGUCUUAUUUCGGAAUACAAGCAAAUUAAAAAGAUCUGAAACUUUCACAAUAAACUAUUCUUUCAUUAAGUGCUGUGUCUAUGCGAAGUCUCAAGUUGAAAUUCGAAAAUCAGUUUUUCUGAUGUUCUUGAGAAGGAUCAUGGCAUUGUAUUAGACAGUUCCCUAAAAAUGCAAUAUCUCCGCAACAAAAAGCUAAUGACUUGGACUUUUUGUUUCAGGACAUUCAUAGCUUCCUAGGUCAGCAUGAUAUGCUAAUCUAAUUGAUGUAUUUAUGUGGGCAAAUUUUCACGUCAAAAUUCGGAAACUAUGGUCUUGUUACAAAUUCGAGAGUCUACAGUCGAAAUUCAAUUAAUCCUUCCUUGCAAUAGAAAACCCUAGAUCUUCUAUUAUGACUCAAUCUAUUUUCAUAAUUUCUAAUUGAAAAAGUUUUUUUCAGAUUUAACCAGUAACUUUUAGAAGCGCAGAAUCACUAGUGUAGGGAUCAUAGGCUAUUAAAAUUUUCAGCUCGAAACUCUAAAAAUUAGGCAUAGUUUAGGAUGCACUAUGCUCCAACGAACAUCUUUGAAUAUUCCCUUUGUUAGACUUUAAUAGAAUAUAUUUCAUUUAUUUAUAGGAGACACCUGAACAAUUGAAUCCAUGUUUUUUAACAAUGGUUUCACAAUUUGGUUCAGUUGUUGAAAUCAAACGUCAUUGUGGAUGGACAGGAAAUAUUGAAACAAGUUGGAAAACGGUUUCAAUUGCUCAAUUAAAUAAAUGUCCAACGUCAAAAAUUCUUGCUGAAAUUGAUGGAGAAGAUAGUAUUUUAUAUUGGGUUGAUUUAACAACUGAAAUAGCUUUUUAUUUACCUCAUCAUUUUCUUAUUGAUAAUGAAAGUUCAGAAAUGCGAAUAUUAAUUGUUUGGCUUGAAGAAUUUCGUGAUGAUCUUGAUUCAAUUCUACCUGUUCAAGAACAACAAUCAAAAAGUCGAGAUAUUUCAAUAAUUGGUAUUUAUCCAUUAAAAAAUCGUUUAUUUCGUAUUUUACUCAAUUCUAAUGCGCAACGAAUGCAAUCAGCUUGUGCUAGUAUUCCAUUGAUUGAUGGUAUGGUUAUACCAUUAGAUAUAUUACCAUUUUUUCUUCGACAAGCUGUAAAUAAUUUAAGUCGUCGAAAACGAUUAGAAGAUAGUCAAAAGUUUGUUUAG